This is a messenger RNA of Chionomys nivalis (European snow vole), 687 nucleotides long. It is a transcript of the gene Polgarf, whose product is annotated as POLG alternative reading frame. Lineage: Eukaryota; Metazoa; Chordata; Mammalia; Rodentia; Cricetidae. The transcript has a single exon. The record is from RefSeq and is a predicted model, not a curated record. Bases 1 to 687 code for a protein of 228 amino acids.
AUGGCGGGAAGGGGCGGGGCGGGGCGGACAUGGAGGGCGGGGCUAAGAAGUGGCCGGCGCGCUGGGCCCCCUGCUGCGCACGCGCGUCCUCGCGCCCCGCCGCCAUGGCGCCGGCGUCGUCCAGUCAGCCGCGGGUGGUGGCGGCGACUUCCCCUCAGGAAGUUAGGUCUCCGCCUCCUCCCCCCCACCCCGCCUGCUCUGCGGCGGAGGCGGCGGCGGCGGCGGCAGCGGCGUUUCUGCCUCUCCGCCACCUCCACCGCAGCCUCUGACCCCCGGCCGGCGUUGUUGGCGGGGAGGGGGACAGUAGUUGUAGACGCUCGCCCCUGCCUCAGAGAAGGUGAGUUCCCGCCCGGCGGCGGGGGCGGCCCGAGCUUCAGCCCUCCACUCCCGCGGCCCGGCGAGGGCCGAGCGGGGGCCCCGCCUGCGACAUGGCCGACGACCCGGGCGCGGCCCGGCGGCCCUCGGAGCGCCUCUCUCCUCGGGACCCCUCGGCACCCGCCGCGCCAUGGCCGAGCGACGCCGCCGCCUGGCGAGCAAGCCGAGGUCCGAGGGGGCCGGGAGAAGAGGCGGCCCGGCCGAGGGCAGUGGGGGUCCGUGAGGACGCCCCGUCUUCAGGCGAACCCCCGCCCCCGAGGGCAGCCUCGGGUCGGUGGCCGCGGAGAGGACACUUCACGGCAGGCCACUUAG